AUGGCAGCCGCGGCUUCUUCCCCCUCUUCUUCCUUGUGCGCCACCACGGUGCUGCUCCGGAAGGGGAACCUCAACGGCGGCGGCCGCCUCGCGACGCACUCCCUCUUGUUUGCCACUCGUCCGGGCAAGGCCGCCCAAAGGUGUUUCUCGUCCUCAGUUUCUCAUCUCUUGCCUUUCCUUACGUUUCGACUCCUCGAUCCUUCAAGGGAAUUCCAUAGAAGCUCUAGGACCAUUCGGGGAGGAUUCGAAGUGCCGGGUGUGAUGAGAACUGCUUAUUUGUGGCCGAAGAGAUUUGAAUCCCACAUCUAUCCUGAUAGAAGCGGUGGAAUUCGAUAGAAUCUUUGUGUCGCUUGCACGUUUUCUUUCGCACUUGGGAAUGAUUUUCAGCUUCAGCAGACUAUUUUAUCUCCGCCUCUUCUUGGAUAAAACCUUGUACGUUAUGCUGUUAUGAGCCUUCAGAACUUAUCAUUUAGUUGUUCCCAACUGAACGACUGUAUACUUUUUCCUCUCUAGAUCUGCUCUUUAACCAGAUCUUCAGAAGGAUCGCCGUCUCCUGUUGAUGCCUCCUUGAAAAAUUCUAGCCGUCUUCCUCCUGAGAUAAAAGCGGAUAUCCAUCAGCUUGCAUCCAUUUCUUCCAAGUCCCAUUGAAUUCUAAACAGGGAUCUCUCCUGUUUCCCACCAUUCAAAUACCCGUUGAGAUAACACCUCUGUCCUGCAGCUGCCCUAGGAGAGGAAAAGAUAGUGAAGAGGGCCGGAAUUGAUGAUUCGAUCACAGAACUACACUCUAGAUUUUGGCACUAAUUACUGGGGAAAAACCCAAUAAUGAGAUAGGUGCCUUUACAUGCGACUGCCAAUAUCUCUCGGAAUCAAUUUCUCAAAACAACAAAUGAUGGGAUUCUUGAUGUAAUAAAACAUGAAGCUAGACUGGGUAGUUCAAGGCAUGCUGGCCCUGCAUUUCAAUGAGGUUCCUACUAUGUUCAUCAGAUUACUGUUUUGUUAAAUACCUGCUCUUUUUUUUCAGUUGACUAUAAUCAAUUGCUAGUAGUCUAUUCGAGAACAACUCCAUCUUCAAUCCCAGGAGUGUUGCGAUUGAACUCUGAGAAUCGUCCCAAUUUUGUGAACUUAUUGAAAGAUAAAGGAAUUCUCGGCCAUUUAUUGGUUCAAAAAUCCUAAAAAUCAUCCAGAUGAUUUUACUGAUCCUGUUUAAUUUAUGGUUCAGGAGGAGGCCACAAACCACAGUAAGAGCGACUGUGCGUGUUGAUAAAUUCUCAAAGAGUGACAUCAUCGUUUCUCCUUCUAUUCUCUCUGCCAACUUCUCAAAGCUGGGGGAGCAGGUUAAAUUCUUCAACUUGGAAUAUAUUUAAGAACCCUGUUUUAAUAUAUGAACUCUCAUCUUCAUCCGAAUCUACUGGGAAAAAAAUGAUUCAGGUGGGUAUUUGAUAUUUAGUCAUGUUAUUUCUGUGGCUAUCUCCUGAUGCUUGAUUUCCAUUCGUUCUCUUUCCUCAUUUUUGUAAAUUUUCUCAUUUGCCUCUUAUUAAAUCCAUCAAGCUAUACCUGUAUUUUUUUAUCAUCUUUCUCUAUCGUCUUUCUAUAUCCUGAAGUUCACAUGUGGGAUAUUUACUACUAAUAGGAACUAAAUCUGCCCCAUUGUUCAGGUGAAAGCAGUCGAGGUGGCAGGAUGUGACUGGAUCCACGUGGAUGUGAUGGACGGUCGCUUUGUGCCAAACAUUACCAUUGGACCCCUCGUAGUUGACGCCCUUCGCCCAGUGACUGAACUUCCGUUGGACGUGCAUUUGGUAUUACUGAUAUUAUCAUUUAUAGUUUUUUACUUUUCAGAGAAGUUUAUCUGGUCGCGGAAAGUAUUACUUUCGAGCCAUCAGUGUUUCUUCUGUCCAAGCUUUUAGUGAUGAAGAUCUCAUUGUUGCAGAUGAUUGUUGAGCCAGAGCAGCGAGUGCCUGACUUCAUCAAGGCUGGGGCUGACAUCGUUAGUGUUCAUUGUGAGCAAUCCUCAACCAUCCAUUUGCACCGAACUGUUAAUCAGGUAUGAACACGGUUCUUCUCCAGCAGCUCUACUAGGCAUGCCAAUUUUUUUAAAAUGGGUGUAUGAGAUCUCAGCCACGACGAUGCUUUUACCAUUUUGUCGAACCUGAUUGACUCAUAUAAAGUAUCAAGAAAAAAUAGCUUGGUUCACCGAUAAUGAAUCUGUUCCUUUAAAUAGCAGCGACUGGAAGUUCAGUAAUUUCUGAGCAGAUUCCUUCUAUCAUUUCAUAAAGUUUAUCUUCUGCUUCAUUAUUCAGAUUAAAAGCCUUGGAGCGAAAGCUGGGGUAGUCUUGAACCCUGCCACACCCUUGAGUGCCAUAGAAUAUGUUCUUGAUGGUAAGAGCCCCUCCCUUUGGCCUCUGCACUAGGGAAUCCUAAGAUUCGAGCUCUUCCAAUUUGAAAGACCAGUUAUUUCCAACUUGAUUUGGAUAUGCUGCCAUUGAUCCGCACCAAGCUCAUAUCCCAGUUUGGCUUUUAACAGUGGUUGAUCUUGUCCUGAUCAUGUCGGUGAACCCUGGCUUUGGUGGUCAGAGCUUCAUCGAAAGCCAAGUGAAGAAAAUUUCCGAAUUGAGAAGAUUAUGCGCUGAGAAGGUACAGCCGAAGAGUGUGAUCAAUCUGGCCUCUGAACUAAGUAGCUCAAGUUUUCGUACUUUCUAUAUCUGACCAUGGAGCUGAUGAUUCCAGGGAGUGAACCCGUGGAUUGAGGUAGACGGCGGUGUCACCCCAUCAAAUGCUUAUAAGGUGGGACGAAGCCUUUGAAAUUUUCUGCAUGAUUUCCAAAGUCAAGUUUUUUCCAUAAUUCCUCUCAUUUCUACUGACGGGAUUCUUCUGGGGAAUCUGUGGGUUCCCAGGUGAUUGAAGCUGGAGCCAAUGCUCUCGUCGCCGGCUCCGCUGUCUUUGGAGCUAAAGACUAUGCCGAGGGUAAGAUCAUAACACUGGUUGUACGAUUAGGAAGCCAAUCUCAUCUCUCUGAUCAUCUUUUCCGGUGGUGCAGCCAUAAAGGGCAUCAAGACGAGCAAAAGGCCCGUGGCACUGCCUGUUUGA
Messenger RNA from Spirodela intermedia, 3084 nucleotides. The record is from the annotation of a GenBank genome assembly. NCBI's taxonomy places the organism in Eukaryota, Viridiplantae, Streptophyta, Magnoliopsida, Alismatales, Araceae.